AUGAUGAGGAAGACAGAUCCAGUGGAGACAAAGAUUGACCUGGGAGACACUGAUGAUGAAGACCUUGAUGCAGACCUGUAUGAGGACCAUGAGGAGCCUCAGCUGCUAUGGAAGGCUGAACUGGGGGACAGGAUGGAUGAGGUGGAAGCUGUGUCCCCGUUAGUGGAUCUUAGUGACACCAAGCCGCUCCUGAAUGAGAGAGACCCUCGAGGAGUCAACGAUUGUUUGAAGGUGAGCUUUGAGGAUGUGAUAGCAGAGCCGGCGUCAGUACGUAGCGGAGACAAAGUGUGGAUCUGGAGCAACGCCCUGUUCGAGGUCACCAGGGUCUGGAUCUACCGCAUAGUGACCGUCCUGCUGGCCGUCCCUGUGUCCAUCAUCACUGGACUGAUCUUCGCCAUCCUCAGCUUCCUACACAUAUGGUUCUUUAGCCCAUUCGUGCAUCAUAUCCUUAUAAUCACAUACUGGCUGCAGAGCCUAUGGAGCAUCGUACUGGACAUUGGUGUCCGCCCACUCCUCACUAGUGCAGCAAGGUGCUAUGAUGGAAUCAGACUUCGCCUGACUCAGGAAUGA
Salvelinus namaycush (lake trout) is the source of this 570-nucleotide messenger RNA. RefSeq names its product caveolin-2-like. Bases 1 to 570 code for a protein of 189 amino acids. The record is from RefSeq and is a predicted model, not a curated record. Lineage: Eukaryota; Metazoa; Chordata; Actinopteri; Salmoniformes; Salmonidae. Gene Ontology annotation, cellular component: caveola. Gene Ontology annotation, biological process: caveola assembly. The transcript has 3 exons. Gene Ontology annotation, molecular function: molecular adaptor activity.